Molecule: messenger RNA, 438 nt
Organism: Prorocentrum cordatum
Lineage: Eukaryota; Dinophyceae; Prorocentrales; Prorocentraceae
Source: the annotation of a GenBank genome assembly
AUGCAAGACGAGCAUGCGAGGCCUGGCAGUGGCUUCGAGAUCCCCCUGCGCAGCGGCCACAACCAGUAUCAGCGGGUCCCAGACGACGCCGUUGCAGCCAGGAGGCGCGACCACCUGCGCUCGAGGACCCGAGCCGUGUUCGGCCAUGGGCGCCUGGCCGAGAUGGACAUCAUGCUCGAGCCGAGGAACGGGAGUGUACCUCUGGCCUCGCUUGGCUUCCGCGCCGACGACCCCGGCCUCACGAAGACUCAGGACUGCCUGCUGUCUCCGAAGGACUCGUGGUUCCUAUGUGUGUGGGACCUGUACCUGGCAGCGCUGCUGGUCCUCGUCGCAGUGCUCGCGCCCUACGAGACAGCCUUCCUGGUGCCCCGGCUGGACGGGCUGUUCGUUUUUAAUCGGUUCGUCGACCUUUGUUUCUUUUUUGAUAUGGUCCGCAAG